AUGUGUGGAAUUUUAUUGCAUUAUUGCCCACACAAGCAGUUAUCAGAGGAUGAGUUGACGGAAUUCCCAGAAGGUACUGAUUUUGGCAAAACUACAUGUGUCAAUGAAUCGUCCAUUUUCAAUAGAAUUAUUCCGUACAUCGCUGCAAGAGGCCCAAAUUACUCGUCCCUUCGGGUCAUUAAAGCCCACCAAACACGUUGGUUUUCUUCUGUUUUAUCUUUAAGACGGCCCUUCACCAAGCAGAGCAUAAAUGUAGACGACAGAUAUCAUCUACAAUUCAAUGGUGAGUUGUACAAUAAAGAGAUCUCCGAUUGGGACAAUGAUAGUCUAUAUAUUGCCUCGUUAUUGCGGAAUCUGGAAGACGGCAGGAACGUUGUUGAUGUUAUAAGAUCAUUGGAAGGCGAAUAUGCUUACACUGUGUAUGAUGUGAAGUCAUCGAUAUUUUAUUUUGGUAGAGAUCCCAUCGGCAAGCGAAGUCUGUCCUACUCGGUCACCUUGAACAACGAACUAUAUGUAGCCAGUGUCACAGGGGCCGUUGAAGGGUUCCAAGAUUGUAUAGGUGGAGUUGUUUAUGGGUUUGAUACGCGAACUAAAUUGUUAAACGGUAAACAGAGGUUACGUCCUCCAUAUGAAGUGACCUCAAGAAUAGAUCCCGAAUUUGAGUCAUUGUCAAAAAUAUCUAAAAAUCUAUACGAUGUGCUACAUGAUUCUGUAAAAAAAAGAGUAGAGUCAAUACAUCCCGCGCAUAUUGAAAACUCUCCUAUUGCGAUACUAUUUUCGGGUGGCAUCGAUUGUUCGGUAAUAGCAGCGUUGGUUUGCGAAGUACUACUGGAACAUCAUUAUGAAUGUGGGAAGCCGACUAUAGAACUGUUGAAUGUAUCGUUCGAAAAUCCCAGAACAGGUCUUCUGCCCAGUGGCACACCCGACAGGAAACUGUCCAUUAGCAGUGCGAAGAUUAUACAAAAUUUAUACCCGCAGAUCGAUAUUAGGUUAGUUGAGGUCGACGUUCCUUAUGAGAAGUAUUUGAAAUGGAGACCAUAUGUUAUUGAUUUGAUGUAUGCUAAACAGACAGAGAUGGACUUGUCUAUUGCUAUUGCCUUUUUUUUUGCGUCAAGAGGUGAGGGCUUCUUGAAGUUGCCUCAUGGUGAAAGAAAAUCAUACCAGCGCCAGGGUGUAGUGCUACUUAGCGGAUUGGGAGCAGAUGAGCUGUAUGGUGGAUAUCACAAGUUUGCCAAUAAGGCUCACCAUGAACUCGUGAAGGAACUUACGAGGCAGAUAAACAAUAUUUAUGAGCGCAAUCUGAACCGCGAUGAUAAAGUAAUUGCUCAUAAUGGGGUGGAGGUGAGGUAUCCUUUUCUGGAUGAAUACGUGAUAAAUCUAUCCACGCUUGAAAUUCCUAUCAAUUACAAGGUCAACAAAUUGAUUCUCCGCAAAGUGGCUUCGCUAUUUUUGAAAUUGGAUGAAAUAGCAGAGGAACCAAAGAGGGCUAUCCAAUUUGGCGCUAAGAGCGCUAAAAUGACCAAAGAUGGUAAUAAACACGGAACAGACCUAUUAAAGUGA
Molecule: messenger RNA, 1560 nt
Organism: Saccharomyces kudriavzevii IFO 1802
Lineage: Eukaryota; Fungi; Ascomycota; Saccharomycetes; Saccharomycetales; Saccharomycetaceae
Product: putative asparagine synthase
Exons: 1
Coding region: 1-1560 (519 amino acids)
Molecular function (GO): asparagine synthase (glutamine-hydrolyzing) activity
Source: RefSeq, a predicted model, not a curated record